UGCAAGGGGCGUGACCGAAAAUUUUCCCUUUUCGCGAACUAUGGUCACGAGGAAGAAGCAGGCAAGAACAGGCUAGCUUCACUUAAAUUUUUGACCUCCCAUUUGGCCAGUUUGUGCGUCUUUACUAAAUUCCACCUAGAGAUGGCGACCACCAUCAGAUUUGGAACCACUAGCGGCCCAUGCAAGACAUCUUCUGCUGAGAGAGCACAGUUGGAAGACGAAACUGACACAAAAGGAAACUGUGAUCCGGACAAACUUUUGCAGUGCCCUUUUGACAAGAACCACCAGAUCCGGGUCUGCCGCUUCCCUUACCAUCUUAUCAAGUGCAGGAAGAAUCACCCGAAACUGGCCAGUGAGCUAAAAACCUGCCCCUAUAAUGCUCGCCAUCUGGUUCCAAAGCAUGAGCUGAGUCACCACACUGAAACGUGUGAGGACAGAGAUACUGUGGUUACUGAAGACGGUGGAGGUACAAAUGGAUAUUGUCAACUGCAGAUCCCAGUCAGUACUUGGAUAAACCCAAACAUGACUGAGGACUGGGACAAAGAGGCUGAUGAAACUGCUGUUCCAUUUGUGUGGGGCGUCAACACGGUCUUGAAUAAAAAUCCGGAGAUGAGGCCUACCAACAAUCUUGGUCCAAGUUUUAGAACACCUAAUACCCUCCCAUGGUUCGACAUGUAACUUCUGCUUACUGUUUAUCCAAAUGGAAGCUUAUUGUAGGCAUGUUGUGUGUUUGUGUGUAUAUGCAUGCAUGAAAAUUUAUUUUUAAAUUUGUUCUUAAAUGUUUUCCCACUUGGCACAGCUGUCAAAAUUUUCUCAUGUGGGAUCUAGGUUGUAGUUAUCGUGCUUUCAGUCACCUGAUGUGCCAAAUACCUUUAAAUGCAAAGUAUUGCGUCAUUUUUCUCGUAUUUUUCAUCCCCCUCCUGUUACACAAAUAAAUAUAACUGGGUAAGUACUGCAUUUAUAUUGAAGUUGUUUUUAUUAUUUUGAAAUAGAAAGUCCAUUCAGCACCGGUGAUAACCAUAUGUUUACAUUUGAGAAGAGAAACAAGAAAUUGUGAUGGGAAUUAAAGUUUCCUCAUAGCUUUGCAUUUGUAAUUUCCUGGCUUUUGCAUCAGUUUGUCCAUUAAAUUACCCAUGUCACUUAUUGAA
Micropterus salmoides (largemouth bass) is the source of this 1148-nucleotide messenger RNA. RefSeq lists its product as uncharacterized. The coding region runs from base 142 to 678 and encodes 178 amino acids. The record is from RefSeq and is a predicted model, not a curated record. NCBI's taxonomy places the organism in Eukaryota, Metazoa, Chordata, Actinopteri, Centrarchiformes, Centrarchidae. The transcript is spliced from 7 exons.